Molecule: messenger RNA, 2598 nt
Organism: Eimeria acervulina
Lineage: Eukaryota; Apicomplexa; Conoidasida; Eucoccidiorida; Eimeriidae
Exons: 8
Coding region: 1-2598 (865 amino acids)
Source: RefSeq, a predicted model, not a curated record
AUGAUGAGUCCCCUGCACCCUUCUCAAGACGGCGCCACCCAGUUUGCUGCUAACGGCUCAGCGCCUGAGGCUGCAGAAACAGCAGCAGCAGCAGCAGCAUCAACGCCAGCAGCAACAGAGGCAGCAGCGAGGCCCGAUGACGGUCAUGCACGUCCAAAGAAGGGAAAGGAUAACAAAGGCAGCAGCAACAACAACAGCAGCAGCAGCAACGGCAGCAGCAGCAAUGGCAACAGUAGUAACGGCAGCAGCAGCAACAGCAGCAGCAACACAAGCAACAUGACGCCCCCAGCCAACAUGUUUGAGGCUGCCGCUGAGAGAAUGGAGCAGCAGCAGCAGCAGCAGAAGCAGCAGCAAAAGCAGAAGCAGCAUCCGAAGCAGCAGCAGAGGAGAGGAAGCAGCGGCAGCACCAAAAGCAAACGAAGGGGUAGUUCGCAAGCAGACUUGUCGGUGGAGCAGCUGCAGCAGCAGCUGCAGCAGCAACGCGAGGCCUUUGCUGCAGCGCAGCAGCAGCAUGAGGAGCAGCUGCAGCUGCUGCAGGAGCGUGAGGAGAGACUCACAAGGCAGGCAACGGGGGCGCUGCAGCGUAUAAAGGCAUCGCAUGCGGAAGCGCUGAAGCAGCAGCAGCAGCAGCACGAGCAGCAGAUUCAGGACCUUCAACAGGCACCCACUCACGAAGCAGCAGAAAGACAGCUGGAAGAGCUGCAGCAGCAGCACGCGAAGCUGCAGCGGCAGCACACUGCAGCUGAGGAUGAGCUGAAGACCGCAGCUCAGAAGUGCGAGGCCUUGGCGGAGGAACUGCAGCAGCAGCAGCAGCAGCUGCAGCAGCAGCAGCAGCUACAGCAACAGCAAGAGAAGCAGCUGUUGGAGGCAAAAGACAACCUAAUGCGUGUGACAGAGCAGCACGAGGCCUCUGCUGCUGCUGCUGCUGCAGCACAGGAAGCGAAGCAGCAGAUGCACGAGCAGCUGGAGCUGCAGCUGAAGCAGCAGCAGCAGCAGCAGCAGGACAUGCAGACCCUUCAGCAGCAGCUGAAGCAGCAGCAAGAUGAGGCUGGAAGCCUCAAGCAGCAGCUUCAGCAACAACAGCAGCAGCUGCAGCAGCAGCAAAAACAGCACAACGAAGUUGUUGCCCAGAAACAGCAGCUGGAGGAGCAGCAGCAGCAGUUAGAGCAGCAGCUGAAACAGCAGCAAGAUGAGGUUGGAAGCCUGAAACAACAGUUGCAGCAGCAGCAGCUGCUGCAGCAACAGCAGCAGCAACAGCAUGAUAAUGUUGCUGCGCAGAAGCAGCAGCUGGAGCAGCAGCAGCUGCAGCUGAAAGAGCAGCUGCAGCAGCAGCAAGAUGAGGCGGAAGGCCUGAAGGAGCAGCUGCAGCAGCAACAGCAGCAGCAGCAAGAUGAAGUUGCUGGCCUCAAGCAGAAGCUGCAGCAGCAGCUGCAGCAGCAGCAGCAGGAGUUCGAGCAGGAGCUGAAGCAGCAGCAGGAAGAAACUGAAAGCCUCAAGCAGCAACUGCAGCAACAGCAGCAGCAGCAGCAAGGCCAAGUAGCUGGCCUCAAGCAGCAACUGCAGCAGCAGCAGCAGCUGGAGCAGCAACAGAAGGCUGAGGCUGAAGGCCUUAAGAACCAGCUGCAGCAGCAGCAGCAACAGCAGCAGCAGUUGGAGCAGCAGCUGCAGCAGCAGCAGGAAGAAGCUGAAAGCCUCAAGCAGCUGCUGCAGCAACAGAAGCAGCAGCAGCAAGACCAGGUUGCAGAGCUCGAGCAGCAACUGCAGCAGCAGCAGCAACUGGAGCAGCAGCAGAAGGCUGAGGCUGAAGGUCUUAAGCAGCAACUGCAGCAACAGCAGCAACAGCAGCAGCAGUUGGAGCAACAGCUGAAACAGCAGCAAGAUGAGGUUGAAAACUUCAAGCAGCAGCUGCAGCAGCAGCAGAAGCAACAGCAAGAGCAGGUUGCACAACUCGAGCAGCAACAGCAGCAGCAACAGCAGCUGAAGCAGCAGCUUAGGCAGCAGCAAGAUGAGGCUGAAGGUCUUAAGCAGCAACUGCAGCAACAGCAGCAGAAGCAAAAAGAGGAAGUUGCUGGCCUUAAGCAGCAGCUGCAGCAGCAGCAGAAACUGGAGCAGCAGCUAAAACAACAGAAGGGUGAGGCUGAAGGUCUUAAGAAGCAACUGCAGCAGCAGCAGAAGCAGCAAGCUGAAGCGGAAGGCCUUAAGCAGCAGCUGGACGAGCUCUCACAAAAGCUGCUGCAGCAGCAGGAGGAGUUGAAAAAGAGCAGCAGCGCAGCAGCAGCAGAAGCUGCAGCAGCAACGCAGAAGCGAAUUGCAAGCCUUGAGAGCGACCUGGAACAAGCUCGUGCAGCUGCAAAUGCAGCGAGCGCAGAGCGGCACAAGUUGCAGCAGCAGCUGCAGCAGCUGCAGCAGCAGCGCAAGCAGGAGCAACAAAAGGCAGGGGAGGGCGGCACUGGGGGUGAGUGCGCCCCUAGGAAAAAGCCCCAGAGGCAGCAGGCAGCAGCAACUGCAGCAGCAACUGCAGCAAAGGCCAGCAGCGGGCAUCCUGCGAAUCGGGUGGAUGCUCCUUUGAGGUAUUCGGAACUGAGAGGCUUUGGCUAG